This is a messenger RNA of Cotesia congregata, 5211 nucleotides long. NCBI's taxonomy places the organism in Eukaryota, Metazoa, Arthropoda, Insecta, Hymenoptera, Braconidae. The record is from the annotation of a GenBank genome assembly.
AUGGCAAGUCCAUCGCCUUCGUCAUCACCUAUGCCACCACCACAAGCUCCAAGUCCAAUGGGCCCGCCACAAGCUCCGUCGCCGUCAAACCCACAGGGAAGUCCGAUGGGACCUCCGCAACAUCAUCCUCACAGUCCGACUCAAGUAUAUCCUGGUGGUCCUCCUCCACCUUCUGGCCCGGGACCUGGACCUGGUGGACCGCCUAUGUCGCAACCGCCUCAACCGCCGUCUCAGCAGCAAAAUUAUCCACCACAUCCGCAGCAAAUGCCUCCUAACAUGGGACCCCAGGGCCCACCAGGAGCACCUCCAGGAGCGCAAGGACCUGGAGGACCAAUGAUGCCAGGACAAAUGGGAGGACCUCCAAGUGCUGGACAUAUGGGACCAAAUCAAAUGGGACCGGGAGGACCACCUCCGCUAGUUUCAGGGCAGAUGUUCCCUGGGCCGCCAAAUAUGGGACCUGGAGGUCCUAACCAAAUGGGUCCUGGAGGACCAAAUCAAAUGGGUCCAGGCCAUAUAGGACCUGGUGGACCACCAGCCCCGCAUAUGCAAGGGCCAAACAACCAAAUACCAAGUGGACCGGGGCAUAUGCAAGGACCUCCACCAUCAGGACACAUAAAUAUGGGCCCAGGACCUGGACCGAUACCGCCAGGUCCAGGACACAUGAAUCCAUCAAUGCCUGGUGGUCCAUCGAUGGGCCCAGGUGGUCCACCCAAUAUGUGUCCGCCAAAUCAAGGUCACGGCGCUAAUGGACACUCCCAGAUGAACAUGACCGGUCCAGGAAGUCAAAUGAACAUCGGGCCUGGUGGUCCAGGUGUUCCAAUGAUUAUGGGAGGACCCAAUGCUUCUGGACUAGGCCCAGCUGGGCCAAUGGGUCCUAAUUCUGGACCUGGAAACCAAAUGGGACCUGGCGGACCGAUGAUGCCUGGGUCGGGACCCAAUCAGAUGCCUCCAGGUGGACCUGCGAGUCAGAUGGGACCUGGAGGACCCUUACCGAUGAGCGCUAACAAUUCUGGAGGCCCAGGUGGACCUGGUGGACCACCAGGACCUCCAGUAAUGGGUCCGAUGCCGCCAGGAGCUCAAAAUCAACCGCUGGGGCCAAUGGGACCUGGAGGACCAGGAAAUUCAAUGCCUCCGGUCCCUGGUGGUCCACCUGGUGGCUCUGGAACUGGACAAGAAAAUCUCAGUGCUCUGCAAAAAGCCAUCGACUCAAUGGAAGAAAAAGGUCUCCAAGAAGACCCUCGGUACUCGCAAUUACUAGCUCUUCGUGCUCGUGGUCAAGGCGGGGCCAAUGAUAGGUUCACUACUCAGCAAUUCCAACAGCUUCGCGUUCAAAUUAUGGCUUAUCGAUUACUGGCGCGGAAUCAGCCGUUGUCUCAGCAACUAGCUCUGGCAGUUCAAGGAGCAGCUCCACUACCUGGCUUAAAUCGACCAAAUGAUUCUACUCCUGCAGGUCCUCUUCAAGUUCCGAGUGUCAAUGGGCCACCUCGACCUGGCUCUCAACCGUCUCAACAGUUGCAGCAACACCAACAACAACAGCAAGUCGGUAAUAAAAGUAACCGCGUUACGAGUGUCGUUAAACCAGCUGGAUUAGAUCCUCUAGUUAUUCUUCAGGAGCGUGAAAAUCGUGUAGCGACAAGAAUUGCCCUACGCAUGGAACAGUUGAGCAAUUUGCCGACAAACAUGCCUGAGGAUCUUCGUAUUCAAGCUCAGAUAGAAUUACGUAUGCUACGCGUACUUAACUUCCAACGUCAACUGCGUUCUGAAAUAAUUGCUUGUACUCGCAAGGAUACGACCCUUGAAACUGCUGUUAAUGUUAAAGCUUACAAACGUACUAAACGUCAGGGAUUACGGGAAGCUCGUGCUACUGAGAAAUUGGAAAAACAACAGAAACUUGAAGCAGAACGCAAACGCCGACAGAAACAUCAAGAAUUUUUGACCUCUGUUUUGCAACAUGGCAAAGAUUGGAAAGAAUUUCAUCGUAAUAAUGUCGCUAAAAUGUCACGAUUGAACAAAGCUGUGCUGAAUUAUCACGCUAAUGCUGAGCGUGAACAGAAGAAGGAACAAGAGCGUAUUGAGAAAGAACGUAUGCGUCGUUUGAUGGCUGAAGACGAAGAAGGAUACCGUAAGCUUAUUGAUCAGAAAAAAGACAAACGGUUGGCAUUCUUGUUGUCGCAAACUGAUGAGUAUAUUUGUAAUCUUACUGAGAUGGUCAAGCAGCACAAAAUGGAGCAGAAACGGAAACAAGUUGAGGAGCAAAAACGCAAGAAGAAGAAGAAAAAGUUACAAGAUGGUACUUCGGUCAAUGAAGAUGGUACUCCGGCUGAGGACACGCGUGUUCAUGUUUAUGAAGUAAGUACUGGACGUACGUUGACUGGUGAAGACGCUCCUAUGAUGAGUCAAUUAAAUGCUUUCAUGGAGUCUCACCCGGGUUGGGAAGUUAUUGAAUCUGAUAGCGAGGAGGAUGAUGACGAUGAUGAAGAAGAAAAUGUAUCUGAACAAAAAGCCAAAACCGGUGAUUUCUCAGCUGCGUCUGCUGCCGAUAGUAACAGUGGUGCAGGUGACUCUGUCAGUGAAACUAGGAAAAAAUUAAAUAAAGCCAAAGUCGAGGAUGAUGAGUAUAAAACUGAAGAGCAGACUUAUUACAGUAUUGCACAUACAGUGCAUGAAACUGUUACUGAACAAGCCUCUAUUAUGGUUAAUGGAGCACUCAAAGAGUAUCAGAUAAAAGGUCUCGAGUGGUUGGUGUCAUUGUUUAACAAUAAUCUCAAUGGUAUUUUAGCUGACGAAAUGGGUCUCGGUAAGACAAUACAAACUAUUGCGCUCGUUACUCAUCUUAUGGAGAAGAAGAAGGUCAAUGGACCGUUUUUAAUCAUCGUUCCAUUGUCAACACUAUCUAAUUGGGUUCUUGAGUUUGAAAAGUGGGCUCCGAGUGUCGUUGUUGUUUCCUACAAAGGCUCGCCGGCGGGACGACGCGCGAUACAAUCUCAGAUGCGAGCCACCAAGUUCAAUGUACUGUUGACCACCUAUGAAUACGUUAUCAAGGACAAAAGCGUGCUGGCUAAGCUACAGUGGAAGUACAUGAUCAUUGAUGAAGGUCACAGAAUGAAGAAUCAUCAUUGUAAAUUAACACAAGUAUUAAAUACACAUUAUUUAGCGCCACAUCGGUUAUUAUUGACCGGUACUCCUUUGCAAAACAAAUUACCUGAGCUUUGGGCGCUUCUGAACUUUUUGUUACCCUCAAUUUUCAAAUCAUGUAGUACGUUUGAGCAGUGGUUCAAUGCACCGUUCGCUACUACCGGAGAAAAAGUUGAGUUGAAUGAAGAAGAAACAAUUCUUAUCAUCCGUCGUCUUCAUAAAGUACUGCGACCUUUCUUGCUAAGACGUUUGAAAAAAGAAGUCGAAUCUCAGUUACCUGACAAAGUUGAGUAUAUUAUCAAGUGUGACAUGUCUGGUUUGCAGAAAGUAUUGUACAGACAUAUGCAGAGCAAGGGUGUACUUUUGACUGAUGGUUCAGAGAAAGGAAAACAAGGAAAAGGUGGUGCGAAAGCACUCAUGAAUACUAUUGUACAAUUGCGUAAAUUAUGUAAUCAUCCGUUCAUGUUCCAAGCUAUUGAAGAAAAAUAUUGUGAACAUAUAGGCGUUCAGGGUUCACAUACAGUAUCAGGUCCAGAUUUAUAUCGAGCGUCGGGUAAGUUUGAGUUGUUAGAUCGUAUAUUACCAAAAUUGAAGGCAACUAACCAUCGAGUAUUGCUGUUUUGUCAAAUGACACAGUUGAUGACGAUAAUGGAAGACUAUUUAAGCUGGCGUGGCUUUAAGUAUUUACGUUUAGACGGUACAACCAAAGCCGAAGAUCGUGGUGAUUUGUUGAAGAGAUUCAACGAUCCUGGAUCACAAUAUUUCUUAUUCUUACUGUCAACUCGUGCUGGAGGUUUGGGUCUAAAUUUACAAGCCGCUGAUACUGUAGUUAUAUUCGAUUCUGACUGGAAUCCUCACCAAGAUUUGCAAGCCCAGGAUCGUGCUCAUCGUAUUGGACAAAAGAAUGAAGUAAGAGUACUACGUUUGAUGACUGUUAACUCAGUCGAAGAGAGAAUAUUGGCUGCUGCGCGUUACAAGUUGAAUAUGGAUGAAAAAGUUAUUCAAGCUGGUAUGUUUGAUCAGAAAUCAACAGGAAGUGAAAGACAGCAAUUCUUGCAGAGUAUAUUGCAUCAAGAUGACGCUGAUGACGAAGAAGAAAACGAAGUACCAGAUGAUGAAACAGUUAAUCAGAUGAUCGCUAGAUCUGAGGGUGAGUUUGAGGCCUUCCAAAAGCUAGACCUGGAAAGACGGCGUGAAGAUGCUAAAUCAGGUCCCAAUCGUAAAUCAAGGCUGCUGGAAGAAAAUGAAUUACCUGACUGGUUGGUCAAAGACGACGAUGAAGUCGAACGCUGGACUUACGAGGAAGAUGAGGAGCGUUUUUUGGGACGUGGGUCUCGACAGCGUAAGGAAGUCGACUAUACAGACAGUUUGACGGAGAAAGAGUGGCUGAAAGCCAUCGACGAUGACGGCGUUGAGUUUGAUGACGAGGAGGAAGAUGAUAAGAAGAAAAAGAAAACUCGCAAGCGACGCAAGAGAGGCGAGGAAGACGAGGAACCGGUCCAGAAAAAACGUCGUGGUGCUGGAAGCAGCAGCGGCGCUGGUCCCUCAGUUGAUAUGAAAUUACGGAAAUCUAUGAAGAAGCUACUGAUGGUUGUUGUUAAUUACACCGACAGCACUGAUGGUAGAUUGCUCAGUGAGCCUUUUAUGAGAUUGCCGUCGCGCCGAGAAUUACCUGACUAUUACGAUGUAAUAAAGAAGCCUCUGACCAUCAAUAAAUUAUUAAAGAAAGUUGAUGAAGGCAAAUACUCCAGUGUUGAUGAACUAGAAAAAGAUUUUAUUCAACUGUGUAAAAAUGCCCAAAUUUAUAAUGAAGAAGCCUCGCCAAUCCACGAAGAUUCAAUAGUCUUGGAAUCUGUUUUUAUAAACGCACGACAGAGGCUCGAAGCCGAGGGUUCAGUCUCAGACGAUGGAAAUAACUCAUCUCCCGGCGACUGCGAUGAUGGAUCGGACGGGGACUCGAGUGUAAGGAUGAAGAUAAAAUUAAAAGGACGCAAAAGUGAGAGCAGAACGGGUAGACGGAAAAGGAUAACUAAAAAGUAUGUUUCUGAUGAUGAUGACGAUGCUGAUGAUAAUUAA